This is a messenger RNA of Macrosteles quadrilineatus (aster leafhopper), 1332 nucleotides long. RefSeq lists its product as uncharacterized. Bases 1 to 1299 code for a protein of 432 amino acids. Lineage: Eukaryota; Metazoa; Arthropoda; Insecta; Hemiptera; Cicadellidae. The transcript is spliced from 6 exons. The record is from RefSeq and is a predicted model, not a curated record.
AUGUCUAAAACCGAUGAGGAUGGUCUUAUGAAAGAGUUCCAGGAUUUAAUCCGACUAGAAGGCGAAAGGCAAAAACUAGAAGACACCAAAGCGUUUGCGAAAGUGAAACUCGUCACCUACCCGGAAGCAUGGGAGACACCGAAGCCACCCAAGGACGGUCCGAAGACGCUGGAGGAGGCGUUAAAGGAGAUGGGGCCGUUCGACAUGGACUGGGCGGAAUUUGACUUGAAGUUUGCGGACAAGUGGCAUCUGAUCGUCAAGGAAAACACAAAGCCUCUACCUGCCGAGUAUGACAACCCCGAGGGUGUCAGGGACUUGUUCGGACCCGAGGAGAACAUAGAUGAACUCAAGGACAUCCCGGCUGUGUAUUGUAAGAAGAAGAUAGAGACCAGACUGCCUCGCAAGCCCAAGCAGAGGUUGCCGUUCCCGGUGAGGUCAUUACCUGAGGAGCCAUCGCUGCAAGUGACACCGAAAAUGUUGGAGCCCUUCCCUCCCACGAUUGACUGGGAGAAACAACACUACAAACCUAUCUGCGGCGACUGGAUCAAACCCAUGUACAUCAGGUGGGAGGAAUACCCGGAGUAUGACGAUGAUGAGCCCAUUGGGAAGAAACAAUGUCCACCAACACUCAAAGAGGUAGUCACGGAACACGUGAUGCAGAUGAAUGCGAGAAAGGGGAAGAGGAAUAUGGGUCUGUUGAAGAUUAAAGACCCGGUGGAACCGAUGACCAAGGAGGAGCUCGACGACUUUAUUGAGGAGAAGGAGAAGGACGAGCAGUUCCGGAACCUGCUGUACGGAGACAGACCAGACCAUUGGUGGCAGAAGAGGCAAGAUGAGGAACUGAGGGACUAUCGCGACUUCGAGAUCGUCGGGGCCAAGAAGAGGCUGGAGAGAGAUCCGGAUAAAGCCGACUAUAGUAAAAUAGAAAACCCAUUCAUGGAGUUGGAGCUCCCCGUAAUAGAGGAUGACGAAGACAGAGGAAGAGGAAGGGGUAGAGGUAGAGGAGGGUUCAGCAGAGGCAGAGGAAGGGGCAAACAUAGAGGAAAGUGGGAAGAAUACACCCGUGAAGAGGACGCGAUAUGGGGUGAAAGUAACCGAGAUAAUGUACAAGAUAGGCGGAGAGGAGGAGGUAGAGGAUAUUAUGGCUCAAGCAGAGAUACAACGGAUAGUUGGAGGACCAGAGGGGCAGGAGCAUCAGGAUGGAACAGAGGCAAGCUGCCUUCGUAUAGUGGGAGAGGUGCUCAGGAGGACAUGGACACGUUCGAACCAGCUGAAGACCCACCGGACCAGCCCGAGUGACGUCAGCUACCUAUCACCUUAAUCAUGGCCAGA